Molecule: messenger RNA, 6539 nt
Organism: Melanotaenia boesemani (Boeseman's rainbowfish)
Lineage: Eukaryota; Metazoa; Chordata; Actinopteri; Atheriniformes; Melanotaeniidae
Gene: gak
Product: cyclin G associated kinase
Exons: 30
Coding region: 196-4143 (1315 amino acids)
Biological process (GO): regulation of clathrin-dependent endocytosis; protein phosphorylation; positive regulation of Notch signaling pathway
Cellular component (GO): cytoplasm
Molecular function (GO): ATP binding; AP-2 adaptor complex binding; protein serine/threonine kinase activity
Source: RefSeq, a predicted model, not a curated record
UCAGCACUGUGAUGAUGGUGGCCUCGUCGGUGUAGCAGCCGGAAGAGGAUGUUUGCUUCAAAUGAAAGAAUAAUAUCACUCGAACAUAAGGCUUUUUAACACCACCAACCUUUGUAGUUUAUCAGCUGGCAUUGGAGGAACUAAGACCGCUAAUUCCCUUCCUGGAAGCUGCCUGGAAACGGGCACUGAAUAAAGAUGUCACUGUUCCAGUCGGCACUUGAUUUCCUAGCCGGGCCCGGCUCGUCCGGAGCGGCCAGUCGGGACCAGAAUGAUUUUGUAGGACAGGUCGUUGAGCUCGGUGACAUGAAACUGAGGAUCAAGAGAGUGAUCGCCGAAGGUGGAUUUGCCUUUGUGUAUGAAGCCCAGGACAUGAGCAGUGGUAAAGAUUAUGCCCUCAAGAGGCUGCUGUCCAAUGAGGAGGAGAAGAACAAGGAAAUCAUACAGGAAGUCUGCUUCAUGAAAAAGCUGUCAGGUCAUCCAAAUAUAGUCCAGUUCUCCUCUGCUGCCUCCAUCAGUAAGGAAGAGUCAGACACCGGUCAAGCCGAGUUCCUCAUCCUCACCGAGCUGUGUAAAGGUCAGCUGGUGGACUUUAUAAAGAGGGUAGAGCAGAAAGCUCCUCUGUCAUGUGACACUGUGCUGAAAAUCUUCUACCAGGCGUGCCGUGCUGUGCAGCACAUGCACAAACAGAAACCUCCGAUUAUCCACAGAGACCUCAAGAUUGAGAACCUCUUGAUUAGUAAUCAGGGCACCAUCAAGCUGUGUGACUUUGGCAGCUCCACCACAGUGUCGCAUCGUCCCGACUACAGCUGGUCUGCACAGAAGAGGUCCAUGGUGGAGGAUGAGAUCACAAGGAACACCACUCCGGCAUACCGGACACCGGAAAUGAUUGAUCUCUACUCCAACUUUCCCAUCAAUGAGAAACAAGACAUCUGGGCUUUGGGAUGCAUCCUCUACCUGUUGUGUUUUAAGCAGCAUCCGUUUGAAGAGGGGGCAAAGCUGCAAAUAGUCAAUGGAAAAUACUCCAUUCCCCAGAACGAUGUCAAGUACACUGUGUAUCAUGAGCUCAUACGUUCCAUGUUGAAAGUAAACCCAGAGGAGCGCCUUUCUAUUACAGAACUAGUCAACCAGCUGCAGGAGAUAGCAGCAGCACGCAACGUCAACCCCAAGUCUCCAGUCACAGAGCUGCUGGAGCAGAACGGAGGUUUUGGCAACAAUGGAGCACAGCCGCCCAUGCAGAUCCACAACGUCCACAACAAUGCAGGUGUGUAUGAUCCUGAUCAAGCAGGAAGUGGACUCCUGGACAUCUUGAGGGGGGGGACAGAGCGCUUCCUCACCAACAUAAAGGAUACGUCCUCUAAAGUCAUCCAGUCAGUAGCCAGCAACCCAAGCUAUGCCAAAGGAGACCUGGAUAUAUCCUACAUCACCUCCAGAAUAGCAGUUAUGUCUUUCCCAGCUGAAGGGGUGGAGUCUGCGAUAAAGAACAACAUUGAGGAUGUUCGUCUGUUCCUGGAUUCACGUCACGCCGGCCACUACGCUGUGUUCAACCUUUCCAAACGAUCGUACAGGCCUGCUCGAUUCCACAACAGGGUUUCGGAGUGUAACUGGCAGGUCCGCCGUGCCCCCAACCUCCGCAGUCUCUACAAUGUAUGUAAGAACAUGCAUCAAUGGCUGAAACAGGAUCAGAGGAACAUCUGUAUAGUGCACUGUUUGGAUGGCAGAGCAGCGUCAGCAGUGGCCGUUUGCUCCUUCCUGUGUUUCUGUCGCCUUUUCACCACAGCCGAGGCAGCUGUCUACAUGUUCUCAAUGAAACGCUGCCCGCCUGGCAUCGCUCCUUCACACAAGAGGUACAUUGAGUAUAUGUGUGACAUGAUGGCAGAGGAGCCCAUCAUCCCUCACAGCAAGCCUGUGAUUAUUCACUCCAUCAUCAUGACACCUGUGCCGCUGUUCAACAAGCAGCGUAACGGCUGCAGGCCGUUCUGCGAAGUUUAUGUCGGAGAUGAGAGAGUCCUCACUACAUCGCAGGAGUACGACAAGAUGAAGGAUUUUAAGAUGGAAGAUGGGAGAGCAGAGAUUCCCCUCAAUGUAACAGUUCAAGGAGAUGUGCUGGUGGUGAUCUAUCAUGCAAGAUCUACACUAGGGGGACGUCUACAGGCAAAGAUGGCAUCCAUGAAAAUGUUUCAGAUCCAGUUUCACACAGGCUUUGUGCCCAGAAAUGCAACUACUGUCAAGUUUGCCAAGUAUGAUUUGGACGCCUGUGACAUCCAGGAAAAAUACCCAGACUUAUUCCAGGUUAACUUGGACAUUGAGGUGGAACCCAGGGACCGACCCAGCACCAAGACUCCCCCAUGGGAGAGCUUCCAAACCAAAGGUCUCAAUCCCAAAAUCCUUUUCUCAUCUCGUGAUGAACAGCAGGAGAUCCUCAGCAAGUUUGGUAAGCCUGAGCUGCCUCGGCAGCCAGGUUCCUCUGCUUUUUAUGACUCAGAGUCACCGCAGCCAGCUCAGACCCCAGAAGAUCCCCCUGCAGCAGAACCAGAAUCUCCUGCGAGCAACGAUGCCAACUCCAGCAACUUCUUCCAGACACUAGACUGGGAAGAUGUGCAUGGCCCUCAAGAUGCUGCAGACAGCCAAGGAGGAGGAAGCAUGAAUGACCAGGAGGACCUGAGUGAUCAGUCAGAGGGAGAGUCAUGCUCAUAUUCUGCCACUAGUGGAGAAGCAGUUUCACGUGACCACAGCGAGAAUCUGUUUGAUGCUGACUUCCAGACUCCACCUCCCGCGGUCCAGGAGUCUCCUCUCGGAGGUACAGCCGACCUCUUGGGUUUGAAUACUGACUCUGAACCUCCUCCCGUGUCCUCAGCCACAUCCUCUGCUCCUCAUCAAGGAGACCAGGGAGGAAUGAAAGCUGCUUCUAGCAACAGUGAUCUCCUGAAUGACUUGUUUGCACCACCUGCUGGUCAGACAGGAGCAGUGCAGGAGGAUUUGUUUUUCAGUGGCACAACCAGUGGAGCCACACCAGACUCAAAACCCAUGGGUGACCUGUUUGAUCCAUUCGGGAUGGGGUCUGGGUCCGGUGUCGGCUCCAGUGUCGGUUCGUCUCGACAAGCCUCCGGACCAGACCUGUUUGGGGACUUGUUGGGCUCCGAUAGUUCAGCAACCAGUGGAUUUGGCUCAGCUCACUCCAACACCACUCCUGCUUCCAACACCAGCCUCUUUAAUCUCAAUAAGCUUGUGAAAGAGACCCCUAAGAUGACAUCAUCAGCCAGCCAACCAGACCUGCUUGGUGGGUGGGACAGCUGGGCAGCUGGCACCACUACUGGUAUGAGCACCACUGCUAGCAAACCCAACUAUUCCAACACAGCUUCUGGUGUGUCAUCCAUGUCAAAAGCCAAGUCUCAGACCUUCGAUCCGUUUGCAGACCUUGGAAACCUGAGCUCCAAUUUACCAGGUUCUUCCAGCAGUAAUUUCUCUGGGUCUUCCUUUAGCACAAAAGGUCCUUCUUCCUCUGCUUCCUCCUCUUCUGCUAAGCAUCCAGCUCAGCCCUGGCAGUCUGGAAGACCCACCUCAGCCCAGAAUAAGCCUUGGAUGUCUGGUUCAACACCCAAAACAUCUUCAGCUGCUCAGCCUGCAGGCACACAGCCCUCUAAACCCAACUACAACCUUAAUUUCACUAGUGUUAUCGGUGGCAGAGAGGAGAGAGGAGUUCGUGGGCCUGGAUAUGGCCCCAAACCAAAAGUAAAAGAAGAUGAUUUUGAGGACCUGCUGUCCACUCAGGGUUUUUCCUCCAAACUUGAUAGGAAGGGACCAAGGACCAUCGCUGAAAUGAGAAGACAGGAGAUCACAAAAGAGAUGGAUCCUCUUAAAGUACAGAUUUUGGACUGGAUCGAGGGGAAGGAGCGAAACAUCCGAGCGCUGAUUUCAACUCUACACACAGUGUUGUGGGAGGGUGAAACCCGCUGGAAGCCUGUGGGUAUGGCUGAUCUAGUGACGCCUGACCAGGUGAAGAAAUACUACAGAAAGGCAGUACUGGUUGUCCAUCCAGAUAAGGCUACAGGUCAGCCUUAUGAACAGUACGCAAAGAUGAUCUUCAUGGAACUGAACGAUGCCUGGACAGAGUUUGAGAACCAAGGAUCCAAAGCACUCUUCUAAAAACAUUUUUAAAAAAAAGAGAAAUCCUGGCCUGGACCCUUGCUACACCAGAUCAGACUGGAAUGGUUUUGGCCAAACAAAACCAGGGUCACACUGGGCUAGAUUGGACAGGACUGAGCCCACAUUGGGCCUUAGGGGGCACAGAGCCUCUGAGAGGUGUCCUCUCUACCAUUCCCUUCCUCCUCCUUUACUUUCUUCUCUUUCUACAGUCAAAAAAAAAAGACGAAAAGAGAAAAAAGCCUUUUUGCUUCACUUUUGGCUGUAGUAAAAAAAAAUAUAUAUCCUCACUGGUUCAAAAAUGACCAGUUUAAUAAACAUCAACAUCAUUCUUAAACUCACUGCCUACCUGUUCGACUGUCUGAGUGGUGCUGCCAACGCUGGGAGGGAGGAAAAGGUGACAAUCACACUGAGAGAAAUAAAGGGAAAUCAAACAAGUUUCUUUAAAAAAUAGUAGGAUUAUUAUUAUGACAACAGAUUUUAGAUAAGAAAAGAUGACCCCACACUGAUGAAAUGCUGAUCAGAUUUGGCUAUAGGUUGCAAACAGCUAGUGAAUCUUAGAAAAAAUAAAUAAAUGUGGCUGUUAAUUACUCAGCAUGCAAGCCAACAUGAAAGUUCAUUCUAGGACGGAAGUGUUAAAGCCAUGGAUGUCCUGCAGGUUUUAGAUUUUUCCCUUUCUUAACACACCAAACUGAAAUGAACAGCUCAUUAACAAGCGUAUGUAGAACUCGACAAUAUGCUGUUGAGAAGAUGCAGUUGAUUUGAAUCAGGUGUUUUAGAGCAGGGAAACAUCUCAAACCUGCGGGCCUGUGUACGUCCUUGGUUUAGUCAUGAACUUUAAAAAGUAAAAAAAAAAAAGAAAAAACAACUGCUGUAUAAAAUUAAAGCAGACCACCCACAACAAAUCAUGAAUGAAGAAUGAAAAAAAAGUCUCCUGCUGCACCUUUUCGGGCCACCACUUGAUUGACGAUUACCUGCUGAACAUUACUAGUGCUGCUUCUACCACCUGACACACUCUACUGGACACACUCAGACUGAUGUUACAAUGUGCGUCCCUAAACAUGUUUUUUUUUUUUUGUUUUUUGAGCCCUGUAUUAAUCCAAGCUGGCAGUCUGUUGCUUUUGAAGUGGCCUUUUAAUUCCACCAACUUGUGCAUGCUCUUCCUCACCAAACCUCUAAACAACGUUGGGUCGGAUGAGUUUGAUUUCGAACCAGAGCAGUCGGAACAGGCGGCAACUCUUUUCUUGAAGUGCUCUUCUUCUUGUAGCAGCAACAGCAAAGAAGCUAUCUGCUUGAUUAUUUUUUUAAUAUUUUUAUUUUUACUGGGCAAACUACUUGCCUGCCCAACUUUCAUGCUGUUGCUUGUUGCUUUUGAGGAUCUCCGUCAUCAUUAUGAACCCAGCGCUCCGUGGCCCACCUCCAACGUACAGUUCAGUAAAAAAAAAAAAAGAGAUUUAAGGAUUGAAAAGAGAAUAUGUAGAUUAAAUGAAGUUGCUAUUGGUUUUUGUUAAGUUUUUCUCUUUAUUGGGUCAUUUAAUUGUCACGUUGAUGUAAAUAUCAUCCAUUAAGUGGCUUUGUAAAGAUUCCUGAGGAUUCAUUCAGUCAUUACACUACAGACUGAACUGUGUGAGUGUGAUUGUGUGCGCGAGUGUGUUUCUUUGUUGGACAUCAUGCUCUCUUACAUGCAGUCACAAUCGCUUUUUCUUCACUUUUUUCCAGCCAGUUAUGAAUCUUUGUUGAAUCUUUAUUGAAAAUCUUUCCAACCUUUUUUUUUUCACAUUUUACCUCACGGACCAAUCAAAUCAGUCGUUUACUUAUUUAUUUUUAUGUUUCAUGGGUAGGUUUUUUGGGGGGGGGGAGGAGUUGAUGAUUUAUUCAUUUCUAUUAAUGGCACAAGUUGAAAAUUAACAUAAUAUAUAAGUGGAACCUGCAGAGGGUUGAUGGUUGUUCACGUUGAGCCUCUGCUGCUGUUUUUCAUUCCAAAGCAUCAAAUAUUAAUACGAAUGUGCUUUUAUAAAUGUAUAUCAUGUUUGUUGUUACUCUGUAUGUAUUAAUCUGUAUCAUUUGGGUAUUCAGUCUGUCGUUUUGUGUCAAAAUGUACUUUUUUGUUCUUUUUUCCUUUAAAGGCAGAAGUGAAAUUUCUGCUUGUUUUGCUUUGUGACAUUUUUGUUAAAAUUCCAAUGCACGGGGCCAGCAAAUCUAAGUAAGAUAAAACAGACUGAUGCUUAAAAUUCAGUUGAAACUUUUUUUUUCUGGCAGGAUAAUAGUAUAAAGAGGGAGGAUGGCAAAAAAAAAAAAACCCACUCAUCGGCAGUGUUAACUGUACCAAAUUACAUCAUACUAAUAUGAAUGUAAAUCUCAAUGAAAAAUUAAAUGAUUAAAAAUCCUUUUAAAUUUGA